Aspergillus luchuensis is the source of this 318-nucleotide messenger RNA. RefSeq lists its product as uncharacterized. The record is from RefSeq and is a predicted model, not a curated record. Lineage: Eukaryota; Fungi; Ascomycota; Eurotiomycetes; Eurotiales; Aspergillaceae. The coding region runs from base 1 to 318 and encodes 105 amino acids. The transcript has a single exon.
AUGGAAUUGUCAAUUUUGCUCGGCAGUCUUUCAUCGCUUAGACCAUCACAAGCGACAUAUAGCUACCCGUAUGAUAUACACACUUUUUGGAAGCAAGGGCCGUGGGUGGUGCUGAUGAAUGGCGCUCAGAUAGCUCACAGAAGCCUUUCAGAUGUGGAUUCUGCGGCUCUCAUUACAAACGAGGGUGUGUAUGCUAUGCAUAAUGGAUCAAUGCAUGAACUGACGUUGGAGGUUUGUCAAGAGAUGUCUUGCGGCGACACUGGAAGUCUUGUUCUGCCCGUAUACAUGCCGGUCAGGCCAUCCCAGGGCCUCGAAUAG